Trichoderma aggressivum f. europaeum is the source of this 1545-nucleotide messenger RNA. RefSeq lists its product as uncharacterized. Bases 1 to 1545 code for a protein of 514 amino acids. NCBI's taxonomy places the organism in Eukaryota, Fungi, Ascomycota, Sordariomycetes, Hypocreales, Hypocreaceae. The transcript has 3 exons. The record is from RefSeq and is a predicted model, not a curated record. Gene Ontology annotation, biological process: transmembrane transport. Gene Ontology annotation, cellular component: membrane. Gene Ontology annotation, molecular function: transmembrane transporter activity.
AUGUCGGACCUCGAGCUGGACAAUCCCGCAGAUGAUGCGCCUCUCCUAGAGGAAAGCGAGCGCCAGCAUGAGCCCAUCCCCGUUGACGAUGAGGCACCGCCUCGAAUCCUUAACGCAGCUCGCUGGCAGGUGAAGACGCCAAAGACGGCAGUCAGGAUGUAUGCCUUUUUGGAGUUUUUGAUUGUUGCCAGCGGCAUGAUGUUGAUGGUGCCCGUCUACCGCCUGAUCGAGGACACCGUCUGCCACGUCUACUAUGCAGACGACUCGCUGGAUCUGAUUGACGAGAUGAAGUGCAAAAAGGACGAGAUCCAGGCGCAGAUGGCAUAUCUGCUUGGGUGGCUGGGGCUUUUCCACUCCAUCCUGAGUUUACUCACUACGUUUCCCUUUGGCUUACUCGCUGACAAGAUUGGCCGCAAGCCGACGAUGAUGCUUGCCUAUGGAGGCAUGACCUUGUCGCCCAUCGCUGGCCCGCUGCUGCUUGGAGUGGCCCAGCACGCUCUCCGAAAGAACCCUUACCUGCUCAUGACCGGCUCGCUAUUCCUGUUGAUCGGUGGUGGAAUCCCGGUUGUGCUCGCCAUGCUCUUUGCAAUGGCGGCUGAUGUUAGUUCCGAGAGGGACAAAGCUGCCAGCUUCCUUCAACUUACGUUUGGCGCCACGGCUGGUGGCCUCGCCGGCCCUCUCCUCACUGGAUUCUUGAUGGAAAAGUAUGGCCCCUGGAUACCCGUAAUCGCCUCUUGCGCCAGUUUCCCUGUCAUCUUGCUGUUGUUUUGCUUCAUUCCCGAGACGCUUCAGGUGGACAGAACGAAGAAGAUGAGCGACAACGACGUGUCCAUUAAGCAGCAAAUAGUCACAAACUUGGCCGAUCUCAAAGACGCCCUGGGCUUGUUGAAGAACCCAAGCAUUCCUCUGGUCCUUCUUACGUUUCUGUUUCAGGCCGCACGAUUUACAGCGUACACCAGCACGAUUGUUCAAUACGUUAGCACGCACUUCGGAUGGCGCCUUGCUGAGACCACCUUUCUACUGUCUCCCUUUGGACUUCUCAACCUGACCGUGUUGGCCGUCCUGCCCAAUAUUUCUGACGUUCUCAUGUCGCCCCGAUUCGGCUACACUUCCUUUAACAAGGACUUGUUUCUUACUCGGACCUCUACAGUAUUACUUUUUGUUGGCGCCAUGAUUGAGGGGUUCAGCCACAACAUUUUCUUCUUCGUCGUUGGCCUUUUCGUCGAGACCUUUGGAGCCGCCGCCAGCCCAUUGGCCCGAGCCACCAUAACGCACUAUGUCGAGCCUGAAUUUGUAUCCCGGCUCUAUGCUCUGGUUAGCACGAGCGAGAUCAUCGGCUCCUUCAUCGCCGGCCCGGUGCUGGCGUGGUGUUUCGAUCAGGGAAUGAAGAGGAAGGGCGUUUGGAUUGGGUUGCCCUGGUUUUACAUUGCGCUGUUGUCCUUGCUGACUUGGAUUGGACUCCUCUUUGUGCGGCCCCCGCCGGCGAAGAAGAUUUCAGCCGAGCGGGAUGGGGAAGACGAGCCGAUGAAUCCUCAUGAAGACUAG